GGGCGGCAACCGCGGUGGAGGAGGGGCGGGGUGGGGCGGGGCCGCCCGUUCUCCCCGCCUCCCGGGCCUAGCGCGGGAGGCCGGCCUAACUCCUCUGAGCCCCAGCGCUCUGGCGGGCGGGGGAAGUGGUUAAGGCUGGCUGCCCCCGUAGGGGCGCAGAGUCUAACGAGAUCAAAGGCCGCUGCCCAGCCCGCCUCAUGGCGCGCGCCGGGGUCACGUGCCCGUUCGGUGAAUGGGGAGGAGCUGGCGUGCAGGGGGCCCAGCACUAAUCCGGACCCGAGCCUUGGUCGCUGUCGGAGCCAUGCUGCGGAGCUGCGUCUCACGACUGCGCACGCUUGCGGUUCUGCGCGGCCCGCCCGGAGGCGCGCCUCUGCCGGCGAAGGACCCGUGGUCGCCGCGGGUGAAUCCCGGAGCCGGGCGGCGGGAGCGGGCGGCCAAGCCAGGCUGCGUCAGGGGUGACCUGAGGUCAUUUUCUUCUGAGGUCAUUCAUAUGGACCUUUCUCUCCCCAACCCCAGUUGGAAUGAGGACAUGAGACUUCUCUUUGACCAGUUCAUGAAAAAAAGUGAAGACGGCUCUUGGAAACAUUUGCCUUCAUAUAAAAGUAAAUUUACUCAAAGCACUGAAGACAUCAAAAUCUAUUUUCCUGACGCAAAGCUAAUGGAAGAAAAACUGUCACAGGCCCAGCUCUUUCCCAGAAGCCUUGAGGAAGGCCUGGGCUUUGAAUAUGCAAUGUUCCAUAAUUGUGUUGAAGACAGGACAGUUUGCAUAUUUCAAGGAGGUCCCUACCUGCAAGGAGCACCUGGAUUCCUUCACGGAGGUGCCAUUGCAACCAUGAUUGAUGCUACUCUUGGUAUGUGUGCUAUAGUAGCCAUAGGAGUUGCCAUGACUGCCAGCCUCAACAUCAGUUUUAAAAGGCCUAUCCCCCUUGGUUCUGUUGUUGUGAUAAAUAGUCAAGUUGAUAAAGUUGAAGGAAGGAAAUUGUUUCUUUCUUGUAAUAUCCGAAGUGUGGAUGAGAAGACCGUGUACUCAGAGGCAACAAGUUUAUUUGUAAAGCUGGAUCCUAAAACAAGGUUGACAUAAACGAGCUUCUGGUACAUUCUACACCAGUCUGCGUUAGGGUCUCCUUCCCCCAGAAGAAGCUGUUGUGCCACUCCUGCUCUACUUACCUGCCAUUGAGUCCCCCAGAGGGUGAAGCCUGCUAACACACCUUCCUGAACAGAUCUUCAGAAUACAAUUCCAGGGACUCUGGUCCCAUCUUCUAAACUCUUCAACACAGAAGUACUCCUUGUGA
This is a messenger RNA of Leopardus geoffroyi (Geoffroy's cat), 1292 nucleotides long. RefSeq names its product thioesterase superfamily member 4 (gene THEM4). Bases 233 to 1081 code for a protein of 282 amino acids. The record is from RefSeq and is a predicted model, not a curated record. Lineage: Eukaryota; Metazoa; Chordata; Mammalia; Carnivora; Felidae. The transcript is spliced from 6 exons.